Molecule: messenger RNA, 390 nt
Organism: Arabis nemorensis
Lineage: Eukaryota; Viridiplantae; Streptophyta; Magnoliopsida; Brassicales; Brassicaceae
Source: the annotation of a GenBank genome assembly
AUGCAUUAUGGUUCAGAGUACGGGCUUGAGCCAUCCUCCAGUGCUGGCCGAGGUCUAAGGAAAAUGGGACUAUUAAGGCGAUCCACAGGAAGGAGAAUGGGUAUGUAUUUGGAGGGAACAAAUAUCCUUCUUUUGAAGAGAAGGAAAAAGAAACUACUUAUGACUUUCCCUGGCUUUGUUAAUAGUCCAGUAGAAGGAUAUAGGGUUGGCAAACUAUUCGUCUCCAACAAGGAAAUUGUUAAAGGGAGCAAUGGAACUGUUGUUCUUGAGGGAUCCUAUGAAGGUCGCCUUGUUGCGUUUAAGCGUCUAGUACAAACACAUCAUGAUGUGGCUCAGAAGAAGAUUUUGAAUCUCAUGGCCUCGGACAAACAUCCAAAUAUUGUCCGCUAA